AUGCUAAAAUCUUCAUAUCUUAUUCGUUAUUCAUCAUUUCAAUUUAAACGUUCUUUUCAUUUAACAAUACCAUCAUUAACAGCUGGACAAACACAAUAUCAUGGUCAAAAAAAUUCAACAUGGUGGGACAAAUAUGAUUCACAUGUUGAUCCUGUUCAAACACGUACAGAUUUACUUAAUAUGGAUGAUUUAGAUGAACGACAUUUUCGUCCUGUUAAACCUGUUAUACCAACAUAUCAAUCAUUUUCUUGUUUUCAUGAUCCAAUUAUAUCUCGUGUUAUUGGAAUUUUAUUACGUGAAGGAAAUCGUGAAUUAGUUGAAGAAUUAAUACAUAAAACAUUUCGUACAAUGAAGUUAAUACAAAUAGGAAAAUAUAAUCGAGCGAAAACAAAAGAAGAACGUGAUUCAAUUGAAUGUAAUCCAGUUACUUUACUUAAACAAGCAAUUAAAAAUGCAACACCUAUUGUUCGUCUUACACGAAUAGCUAAAGGUGGUACUUUAUAUUCUGUACCAAUACCAAUAUCACCAAUACGUGCUACUUUUACAGCUAUUCGUUUAUUAAUUGAUAGUACACAUGAUGCACGACCACAUGAUCAAAGAUUUUGGACGUUAUUUGCAAAAGAAAUAAUGGAUGCAGCACAAAAUCAAGGACGAACAAUAAAGAAAAAACAAGAAAUACAUCGAAAUGCUGAACUAAAUCGUGCAUAUGCACAUUUUAAAUGGCAAAAAUAA
Messenger RNA from Rotaria sordida, 732 nucleotides. The record is from the annotation of a GenBank genome assembly. Lineage: Eukaryota; Metazoa; Rotifera; Eurotatoria; Philodinida; Philodinidae.